Messenger RNA from Staurois parvus, 317 nucleotides. NCBI's taxonomy places the organism in Eukaryota, Metazoa, Chordata, Amphibia, Anura, Ranidae. The record is from the annotation of a GenBank genome assembly.
GCUUUAGUAAAUAAACCCCCAUGUGUGAAAAACAAGAAAAAAAAAUAUUCUGAACCAAUGGACUGCAGACACAGUACAGGGGAUGACCAGAGACUGUGGACACAGUACAGGAGAUGACCAGAGACCGCGGACAUAGUACAGGAGAUGACCAGAGACUGCGGACAAAGUACAGGGGAUGACCAAGAGACUGCGGACACAGUGCAGGGGAUGACCAGAGACUGCGGACACAGUGCAGGAGAUGACCAGAGACUGCGGACACAGUGCAGGAGAUGACCAGAGACUGCGGACACAGUGCAGGAGAUGACCAGAGACUGCGG